Molecule: messenger RNA, 1329 nt
Organism: Rubroshorea leprosula
Lineage: Eukaryota; Viridiplantae; Streptophyta; Magnoliopsida; Malvales; Dipterocarpaceae
Source: the annotation of a GenBank genome assembly
UAGCUCUAGCAUCGGAGAGGAGAUAUACAGAGGGCGGUCGAGGCUUGGGAGAAUCCUUAGCACAACAAAACGAAGAUGUCGGGCAUGGGAGAUGGGUACGUGGGCACUGCCCAAGACGCCGUGAGGAUCCGCCGGCUGGAGAAGCAGAGAGAAGCUGAACGCCGCAAAAUCCAAGAACUCAAGACCAAGUCGGCGUCUGGUAAGGGCCAGCCUGGUCUCCUCCAAUUUGGUUCAGGCGCUUCCGAGAUUCUUGAGACUGCAUUUAAGAAGGAAACAGUGGGUUUGGUUACCAGAGAGCAAUAUGUUGAGAAGAGGGUUAAUAUUCGAAACAAAAUUGAAGAGGAAGAGAAGGAGAAACUGCAGAAGUUACAACAAGAGGAGGAGGAACUUCAGUUGCAAAAGCGUAAGAAGAGGAAGAUUAAGGGCAAUUCUAAGCUGUCUUUUGCUGAUGAUAUGGAUAACGGAAGCGAAGAGGAAGAUGGAGUGAAUGAAACUUUGGAACCAAAGAGGGUAGGAUGUGGGAAAUUUGGCAAAGAUCCCACAGUGGAAACAAGCUUUCUGCCUGACAGUGAGCGAGAGGCAGAGGAGCAAGCUGAGCGUGAAAGGCUGCGGAAACAAUGGGUUCGUGAGCAGGAGCAAAUUAAGAAUGAACCCCUUCAAAUCACCUACAGCUACUGGGAUGGAGCAGGCCAUAGAAGGGUGAUCCAGGUACGCAAGGGUGACACCAUAGGAGAAUUUCUUCGGGCUGUCCAACAGCAACUUGCACCGGAGUUUAGAGAGAUUAGAACAACUUCAGUGGAGAACUUGCUUUAUGUGAAAGAAGAUCUUAUCAUUCCCCAUCAACACAGUUUCUAUGAGUUGAUUGUCAACAAGGCCAGAGGCAAGAGUGGACCGCUUUUCCAUUUUGAUGUCCAUGAAGAUGUUCGGACAAUAGCCGAUGCUACAAUUGAGAAGGAUGAGUCUCAUGCUGGGAAAGUCGUUGAGAGGCAUUGGUACGAAAAGAACAAGCAUAUUUUCCCUGCUUCAAGAUGGGAGAUAUAUGAUCCAACAAAGAAAUUUGAGCGGUAUACCAUCCACGGUGAUUAAUUCGUUUGUGGACAGCAUAUUUGCUAUUUGAAUUUCUUGUGUGAAUUCUUUGAUGGAAGCGGUUGAAAACUGUUUUCUUAAAUCUGUUGCGUGAGGCUCAAUUCUUGUAUCCUCAUCGCCGUAGUAGUUAGAUUUUGAACUUAAACCGUAUUAAGAUAUCAGAAGGUUGCUUGUGAAUUUACCAUCACAAUUUCUCUUUCCUUUAUAUGUUCUGUACGGAAUCAAUAAAUUAUUCAAUUUAAG